AUGUCUUCAAGUGUCAUUCUUUGCUGUCUUACGACUAGGAUCCCGAGGGGACACUCAUCCAACCUCCUUUCUCUCUUUCUUUCGGCCUUGGACGCUCGUCUACGACUCAACAAAGCCUUUCCCCUCCUCGCGGGCGACAUACCAAAAAAAUCAGAACCAAUUAUCGAACUCCAAAAUAUUGAAAAGGAUAGUACUACGUCCCCCAGAUACCAUAUUCGUUAUUUUCUACUUACAGACGAUCUGGAAAAACAUAGACCAUACAUUGAGAUGUAUCCAGGUGAUAGUUUUGGUGAACUAGAAGUUCAAGCUGUGGUUCAAUGGAAAAAGGAACAAAAGCAAUGGUGGAAUAUGGAUAGUAUUACAGAUGAAAGAAGUAUUGAGAGGAAGCGAAGAAUGAAUGGUGAAAUGAAGGGGGAUGAACACUUGGUCAGGGGUAUGCAUAGGGCGUCACUUGACGCAACCCCUCAGUUCACAACUACUGUGAUGUUAUCACUUGAUACUUAUAGCUCAGCAAUUUAUUGGAAUGGAUCUAAAUUGAAGCUUCCAUCACGUGUGCUGAUGGUUGAUGAGCGUGUUGUGAAGGAGGCCGAAAAUCUUGAGAGAAGGAUGUAA
Botrytis deweyae is the source of this 612-nucleotide messenger RNA. RefSeq lists its product as uncharacterized. The record is from RefSeq and is a predicted model, not a curated record. The transcript has 3 exons. Bases 1 to 612 code for a protein of 203 amino acids. NCBI's taxonomy places the organism in Eukaryota, Fungi, Ascomycota, Leotiomycetes, Helotiales, Sclerotiniaceae.